Messenger RNA from Durotheca rogersii, 1174 nucleotides. RefSeq names its product NAD(P)-binding protein. The transcript has 4 exons. Bases 225 to 1070 code for a protein of 281 amino acids. The record is from RefSeq and is a predicted model, not a curated record. Gene Ontology annotation, molecular function: oxidoreductase activity, acting on NAD(P)H, oxygen as acceptor. Gene Ontology annotation, cellular component: intracellular anatomical structure. Lineage: Eukaryota; Fungi; Ascomycota; Sordariomycetes; Xylariales; Xylariaceae.
GCCGUGGCUCGCUUUCAGGUGAGUUACAUCGCGGCCCUGAGGCCGUAGGGCGUUGGAGGAAAAAGACGUGCCGAACAUAACAAGAGGCAGAUCUCUCCCUCUCUCUAUAUAUGCCCCCCUGAUAACUUCAUCUCUCUUGCCUACCUCUCGAGUUUCACCUCUAUUGAUAACGCGCAAGCCGUUAUAGAUCUAGGAGCAGGCCAAUUCGUGCAUCGUCAUCCGCCAUGGUCCUCGCGCCGCAUCCCAACCCCGACGCCCCGGUGCUGUCGCACUUCAGCCUCGAGGGCAAGACCGCCCUCGUGACGGGAGGGUGCCGGGGCAUCGGCCUCGAGGUGGCGCGGGGUCUCGCCGAGGCCGGGGCCAAGGUCGCCAUAACGUACGCGAGCACGGGGGCGGCCGAGGCGGACGCCAUCGCGGGCCAGAUCUCGGCGGCGAACGGCGGCCGCGCCGUCAAGGCCUACCGGUGCAACGUGCGGUCGCGCGAGGAGGUCGAGGCCGUGGUCGAGGCGGCGGCGCGCGAGGUCGGCGGCGGUCGCCUCGACGUGCUCGUCGCCAACGCCGGCGUCGCCGCCAACGUCGCCGCCCUCGACUACCCCGAGGCCGAGUUCCGCGCCAUGUUCGACGUCAACGUCAACGGCGCCUUCUGGGCCGCGCAGGCCGCCGCCCGCGUCUUCGCCCGCCAGGCCCAGGCCGCGGCCGCCACCGGCGGCCCGCCGCACCGCGCCUCCGUCAUCUUCACCGCCUCCGUCUCCGCCUCCCUCGUCAACAUCCCCCAGAAGCAGGCCGCCUACAACGCGAGCAAGGCCGCUCUCGUACACCUGGGAAAGUCGCUCGCCGUCGAGUGGGUCGACUUCGCGAGGGUUAAUUCCGUGUCGCCGGGAUUUAUCGAAACCGAAAUGCUGGAUGUCCAUCCUCAAGAGUGGAGGAGCGCAUGGAACUCGAUGGUUCCAGGCCGCAGAUUCUGCAAGCCAGCUGAGUUAAAAGGGGCGUAUGUGUUCCUGGCCAGCGACGCCAGCAGUUACAUGACUGGGGCUGACCUGAUUAUCGAUGGUGGUUAUACUCUAACAUAAAGACAGCGAACACGCACACACACUUGCACUUGCACUUAAACUACAUGUCAGGUAGAUCUUAACUUGGCAGUGAAAAAGAAAUCCCAUUGACUAUCUAGAGUGCC